AGCCACAGAGCUCACGGCCGCCGCCAUCUUCCCCAUCUCACCGCCCAACUCCCUCUGGCCCGGAUGCAGAUUCCCGUGCCCCGGAUCAUGCAGGUUUUUCCGGGGCCGCGACCGUAGGUCACGGAGGUCCCUCAACUUAAAGAUGGCGGCUUCGGCAGUGAGGGGCGCUAUGGCUCUGCGGACGAGUACCGGCCGGCCCAUUGCCUUUGUCAGAAAAAUUCCUUGGACCGCGGCCUCGAGUGAGCUGAGAGAACACUUUGCACAAUUUGGCCAUGUACGAAAGUGCACUCUACCUUUUGACAAAGAGACUGGCUUUCAUAGAGGUAUGGGCUGGAUUCAUUUUUCUUCAGAAGAAGAACUUCAGAAUGCACUACAACAGGAAAACCAUGUUAUUGAUGGAGUAAAGCUCCACGUUCAAGCUCAAAGACCAAAAGUUUUGCAAGGGGAUCAAACAUCUGAUGAAGAGAAAUAUUUUUGAGACUAUUACUGCCUAUUAAAAAAAACUGAAAAUUU
Pteropus alecto (black flying fox) is the source of this 513-nucleotide messenger RNA. It is a transcript of the gene SLIRP, whose product is annotated as SRA stem-loop interacting RNA binding protein. The record is from RefSeq and is a predicted model, not a curated record. NCBI's taxonomy places the organism in Eukaryota, Metazoa, Chordata, Mammalia, Chiroptera, Pteropodidae. Gene Ontology annotation, molecular function: RNA binding. Bases 143 to 478 code for a protein of 111 amino acids. The transcript is spliced from 4 exons.